Chaetura pelagica (chimney swift) is the source of this 3081-nucleotide messenger RNA. It is a transcript of the gene EGFLAM, whose product is annotated as EGF-like, fibronectin type III and laminin G domains. The record is from RefSeq and is a predicted model, not a curated record. NCBI's taxonomy places the organism in Eukaryota, Metazoa, Chordata, Aves, Apodiformes, Apodidae. Gene Ontology annotation, molecular function: protein binding; calcium ion binding. The transcript is spliced from 24 exons. The coding region runs from base 1 to 3081 and encodes 1026 amino acids.
AUGGAAGGGACAUCUCUGCUAGUGGAUUCUGUGAUGGCAAGGAGGCAGUGGUUGCUGGGAGGAGGAGGGUCUGUUGUGUUUGCACAGUGUGAGGUGCUACCAGAUAGGCUGGGGCCUCCUCUGGAUAUCCUGCUGGAUUCCCUGAACUGCACAGCCUUCAGCGUGCACUGGCGGAUGCCGAAGCAGCACGCGAGCACCGUCACGGGAUACACGGUCUUUUACUCAGAGAUUGAAGAUGACAAAGCUAUUAAACAGCUCUCACAUGAUGUUCCCUUGAGUUUGGAUAUGCUUAGCAUGGGUCAACUUGAAGGACAAGCAAUUUUCGAGGUUGUUAUUGGUGAUCUGAAGCCAGGCACUCCGCACCGUGUUAGUGUUGGAGCAUAUGGCUGGGCAGGAAAAGGACGGCCCAGCAUGCCCAGAGACGUGACAACCUUGUCCCAAGACAAGUGCAUGCCCCCUGCACCACCUGACCAGCCCCAGAUUGUGGUAGUUUCUGAUUCUGAAGUUGCAUUAUCCUGGAAGCCUGGAGAGAGUGAAGGAAGUUCUCCCAUCCAGUACUACAUGGUGGAGUUUAUCAGGCCAGACCUUGACAGGAAUUGGACAGUAAUAAGAGAGCAGAUCCAGAUGGAGUCUAUGGUUCUCAAGGGACUUCUCCCAAAUACCAAGUAUCAGUUUGCCAUUCGAGCUGCAAACUCCUAUGGAUCCAGCCCUGCCAGUGCACCGAGUGAUGUUAUCCGGACCUUCAGCUCUGAGGAGUUAGGAAGUGGAAGCUAUGGGCACCGGUAUGUCACAGACACAGUGACUGGUGAUGAUGACGGAUUUGAUAUUGAUGACUCAGACUAUGACAUUUACAUAGAAGAGCUCAGACCUCUUCCUGCUAUCAAAGGAGGCAGCAGAAAAUUCCUGGUAGAAACUAAGGUCACACCAGGGUCUAGUUCCAGGCUCCUGUCACGGGUCCUUGAAACCACGUCUGAACCUAGUACUUCUACUCCCACCACCACACAGACUUCAACCACAGCGAGGGCAACUACAGCUCGGGCAGCGAGGAAGAGCAGCAUGUCUUCUGUCACACGCCUCUUUGAUCUCUCCUGUGAUGAGGCCAUCUGUUCUGCAGACAGCUUUUGUGUCAAUGACUAUGACCGGGGUGGCUCACGCUGCCACUGCAACUUGGGAAAAGGAGGAGAGAUGUGUGCAGAAGAUAUUACUAUCCAGUAUCCUCAGUUCUCUGGCUACUCAUACAUCACCUUUGAACCACUGAAAAACUCCUAUCAGACAUUUCAAAUUACCCUUGAAUUCAGGGCUGAAUCAGAAGAUGGUUUGCUGCUAUACUGUGGAGAAAAUGAGCAUGGCCGUGGUGAUUUCAUGUCACUAGCAAUCAUUCGCCGUAGCAUCCAGUUCAGGUUCAACUGUGGCACUGGAGUUGCAGUCAUAACGAGUGAAAACAAAAUCAAGUUGGGGAACUGGCACACUGUCACGUUGUUCAGAGACGGGGUGAAUGGCUGGCUGGGGAUGGACAGUGAUCCUCCAGUGACAGGAAAAUCUCAGGGUCAAUACAGCAAAAUUACUUUCCGGACUCCCUUCUACGUUGGCGGUGCCCCCAGUGUGUAUUGGCUGGUCAGAGCUGCAGGCACCAACCGUGGGUUUCAGGGCUGUGUUCAGUCAGUCAGCAUCAAUGGAAAGAUAAUUGACAUGAGACCCUGGCCAUUAGGGAAAGCUCUCAGUGGGGCUGAUGUUGGCGAGUGUAGCAGUGGCAUCUGUGACGAGGCUGCCUGCAUCAACAGUGGUACCUGCACUGCGAGCAAAGCAGAUUCAUACAUUUGCCUUUGCCCUCUUGGUUUUAAAGGUCAUCAUUGUGAGGAAGCACUCACCUUGGCCAUACCUCAGUUCAACGAGUCCUUAAAGUCAUUUGCUAGCACUCCCUGGCCCUUGGAACCACAGAAUUACCUUUCCUUCAUGGAGUUUGAGAUGACAUUUCGUCCAGAUUUAGAGACUGGUGUCCUUUUGUACAGCUAUGACACAGACAGCAAAGAUUUCCUCUCCAUUAACAUGGUGGCUGGUUAUGUGGAGUUCAGGUUUGACUGUGGCUCAGGAACGGCUGUUAUCAGGAGUGAAGAACCUGUCAGUCUGGGCCAAUGGCAUGAAUUGCAAGUGUCUCGCACAGCAAAGAAUGGUAUCUUACAAGUGGACAAACAAAAGCCAGUGGAAGGGAUGGCAGAGGGGGCUUUUACACAGAUUAAGUGCAGCUCUGAAAUAUUUAUUGGUGGAGUCCCUAAUUAUGAUGAUGUGAAGAAGAACUCUGGGAUCCUCAGGCCCUUCAGUGGGAGCAUCCAGAAGAUUAUCUUGAAUGACCGGGCAAUCGAUGUGAAGAAAGAUUUCACUUUUGGAGUCAACCUAGCAAAUGCUGCCCACCCUUGCGUGAGCUCGCCAUGUGCAAAUGGAGGCACCUGCGUUCCCAAGAAGGACAGCUAUGAAUGUGACUGUCCCCUGGGUUUUGAUGGGCACACUGCCAAAAAAGCCAUUACUGAAGCAAUUGAAAUCCCACAAUUUAUUGGUCGCAGUUACCUCACAUAUGAUAACCCAGAUAUCCUGAAAAGGGUAUCAGGAUCAAGAACAAAUGUGUUCAUGAGGUUUAAAACCACAAUGAAGGAAGGUCUUUUGAUGUGGAGAGGAGACAGUCCCAUGCGACCAAAUAGUGAUUUCAUUUCUCUAGGCCUUCAAGAAGGAGCACUAAUAUUCAGCUACAAUUUGGGCAGUGGCAUUGCUUCCAUCAUGGUGAACGGCUCUUUCAGUGAUGGCCGGUGGCACAGGGUCAAGGCUGUUCGGGAUGGACAGUCUGGCAAAGUAACUGUGGACGAUUAUGGUGCCAGGACUGGUAAAUCUCCUGGGAAAAUGAGGCAGUUAAACAUCAAUGGAGAUCUCUAUGUGGGUGGCAUGAAGGAAAUAGCCCUGCAGACAAACAGGCAGUACAUGCGGGGCCUGGUGGGCUGCAUCUCCCACCUCACCCUUUCAACCGACUACCACAUCUCGCUGGUGGAGGAUGCUGCCGAUGGGAAGAACAUCAACAUGUGUGGGACCAAGUGA